Messenger RNA from Klebsormidium nitens, 1416 nucleotides. The record is from the annotation of a GenBank genome assembly. NCBI's taxonomy places the organism in Eukaryota, Viridiplantae, Streptophyta, Klebsormidiophyceae, Klebsormidiales, Klebsormidiaceae.
AUGUGUGCGGAGGCCGUUGUGACGGCCAACUACACCCGGAACCGGACCCCUGUGAGCGCACACGGGAGGACCCCGUGGGAGGCGUUCUACGGCAAUAAGCCCAACGUGGGGCACAUGCGGGUGUUUGGGGCGCAAGCCUAUAGGCACGUUCCGAAGCAGAGACGUCGGAAGUUGGAUCCGGUGAGCGAGCGGUGUGUGUUCGUAGGCUAUGAGCCGUAUUCCAAGGCGUACAAAGUGCUCCAGGAGAGCGACGGGAAGAUCAUGAUCUCUCGGGACGUUAUUUUUGACGAGGGCGAGGGACACAACAGGGUUGUCGAGCUGAGCUCCGACUCCACGGAGGGUUCCCCGGAGGCGGCCGGCGAGCGCGACACCGCGCACGCGACCGCACCCGCACACGGGCAUGCACGAUAUGCAAAACCGACCCAAAAAGGCAAGUUCGGAACCGCAGCGGGGGAGCACCCCAAAGGAACGGGGCAGCACCCAGAACCGCAAAGUUAUCAGGAAGCCGUAGGGGGAGAAGAGAGUGACCUCUAUCGGAAGUCCGUGGACGAGGAGAUGCGUUCCCUAUUGGAGAAUGGGACGUGGAAGAUCGUCGAAAAAUCGGAAGGGGUCAAGCCGAUUCCCAUGAAGUGGGUUUAUAAGAGCAAGCGGGACGAGAACGAGAACGUGGAGCGGUACAAAUGUCCCCUCAACCAGAUCUACUUUUGCAGCUUGCACCUCCUCUUUCGCCCAGCAAGUACCACCUUUGAGGGGACCAUUGAAGUCAAUCUCGACACACAGGAAAAGGUGGACGCCAUCAACGGGUUGAUCACGAACAUGAACAUCAGGCAAGUUGUUUUGGUCCUCCAUGAGAAAGUCUACAGCAAGCUCCUCACAAUCGCCACCGUGGACCCUGCAAAAAGGAAAGGCGCUUACAAGGUGUGGGCGGCGCUGGCCCAUCUCAACAACGUGUUGCGAACCCCGCUUGCGGAACUCAAGGUGGUUGCAGAAAGAGAGACCAAGGCGAUCAAAGCACAGGGUACAGCGGUUGCUUAUGUUGACUCGUUCGAUCACGGCCGCAGCGCGAGGAGACCUGUAAGCAAGCGAUAUCAGUUGGGUGGAGUAAUAGUGCAGGACGCAGCCGCUCGUAAAGUGGUUGAUUGGGCGUUGCCCAUGGCGUAUUUAGACAUACCAAGCAGGAGCGCCCUGCAGCUAGAGAAGCGCGUGCAAGCCGCUAAUCCGGCUAUGCUAGGAAUUGUGGAGAAGGUGAUUGAUAAUCGGAAGUUUGGCCUCUCAACAAUUGAGGAGGAGGUUGAGGACGAUGGGGAAGAGCUCACUGAUGAGGAAGGAAGUCCUCUGCAGCAGCAGCAGAACAAAUGGGCGCCAGAACUGAAGGUACUUGCUCCUGGUCUAGUUGCUGCUCUCGGGGGUAUAUAA